Penicillium chermesinum is the source of this 1593-nucleotide messenger RNA. RefSeq names its product MFS transporter. The record is from RefSeq and is a predicted model, not a curated record. Gene Ontology annotation, molecular function: transmembrane transporter activity. NCBI's taxonomy places the organism in Eukaryota, Fungi, Ascomycota, Eurotiomycetes, Eurotiales, Aspergillaceae. The transcript is spliced from 2 exons. Bases 1 to 1593 code for a protein of 530 amino acids. Gene Ontology annotation, biological process: transmembrane transport.
AUGCAUGAUCCUGCAGGCCAGGAUGGCGCAAAGGCGCCGGUUGUGUAUCCGAAGAGGAUCUCCUACUGGCGUCUGAUGUCUGACCAAGGCGUGAUCACACAAGAGAUUCUGGAUCAUAAGUAUGCCGGUUCAGGAACUGAAAGCGAUCCAUUCGUGGUGACCUGGUUACCGGAUGAUCCUCGCGACCCCAUGCGGUUUGGUUUAGCGAGGAAAGUCUUCAUCACGUGUCUGACGGGCUUCGCGACUCUGGCUGUGUCCUUGGCUUCGUCGGCGUAUAGCGGGAGUCUAAAUAGCAUCACCGCGCACUUCCAGGUCGGCGACGAAGUUGCCACGCUGGGCCUGUCGUUAUACGUCAUUGGGUUCUCCGUAGGGCCACUUCUUUGGGCGCCGUUAAGCGAGAAUAUUGGCAGACAGAUACCAUUCUUUAUCUCGUUUUUUUGCAUGAGUGCCUUCCUAGCAGGCUGUGCCGGUGCGCAGAAUAUCCAAACCCUCGUGAUCCUGCGCUUUUUUGCCGGAGUCUUUGGAUCUUCUCCCCUCAGUAAUUCCGGAGGAGUAGUGUCAGAUAUGUUCUCUGCCCGACAGCGAGGAUUAGCACUUUGUUUGUUUGCUGCGACCCCUUACGCGGGUCCUGCCCUCGGUCCCAGUAUUGGUGGAUUCCUGUCAAUGAACGCAGGAUGGCGAUGGGUAGAAGGCCUUCUGUCAGCCCUGGCCGGUCUGGUAUGGAUCCUUCUCAUCUUCUUCCUCCCCGAAACCUAUGCGCCAGUUCUACUUCGAAAACGGGCUUUGAAGCUGUCAGAACAGACCGGCAAGUGCUACAUGAGUGUCCGUGAUAUCGGCAAGCCCCAACAGGAGUGGGUCUCGCGCCUGAAGACCAUCUUCUCACGGCCUUGGAUCUUGCUGAUCCGCGAACCCAUUGUGUUUCUGUUCACCUUUUAUGCUGCGCUUAUCUACGGCACGCUUUAUAUGCUCUUCGAUGCCUUCCCCGUGGUAUACGAGCAAGAACGCGGCUGGAAUGAGGGCGUCGCCGGCCUCCCCUUCAUUGGCGUGCUGAUAGGCACCUGCAGCGGCGUACUCUAUACGCUCUGGGACCAUAAGCGAUACGACCAGACACUGAAGAACCACAACGGGUUCCCGCCACCGGAAGCCCGACUCCCGCCCAGCAUGGUCUCUGCCGUUACGGUCCCGAUCGGGUUAUUCUGGUUUGCGUGGACAAACUCGCCAUCCAUCCACUGGCUGUCCAGCGUGGCUGCGAUGAUUCCCUUCGGCUUCGGGCUCGUUCUCAUCUACCUUGGUAUCGUCAACUACCUCGUCGACUCUUACACGUUAUACUCGGCGUCGGUGCUUGCGGCCAUGUCCAUUCUCCGGUACAGCUUCGGCGGCAUCUUCCCACUUUUCACCCGGUACAUGUAUGCGGGGCUGGGGAUUCACUGGGCCUCGAGUAUUCCGGCAUUUUUGUCCUUAGCAUGCAUGCCAAUGCCUUUUGUGUUCUAUUACUACGGAGCUGCGAUCCGCAGUCGAUGCAAGUACGGGGCAAUAUGUGCAAGGGAAAUGGAACAGAUCCGGCAGACCGCCCAGGAGAAAAGUGAAAAAUAG